Messenger RNA from Toxotes jaculatrix (banded archerfish), 8159 nucleotides. RefSeq names its product protein phosphatase, Mg2+/Mn2+ dependent, 1E (gene ppm1e). Gene Ontology annotation, biological process: negative regulation of protein kinase activity; protein dephosphorylation. Bases 157 to 2025 code for a protein of 622 amino acids. Lineage: Eukaryota; Metazoa; Chordata; Actinopteri; Toxotidae. The record is from RefSeq and is a predicted model, not a curated record. Gene Ontology annotation, molecular function: protein serine/threonine phosphatase activity; cation binding. The transcript is spliced from 8 exons.
UCUGAAUGGGGACUCGGUCCAGCUUGUGACAGCUCCUCCGGUAGUAUAAUCGUAGACGCCACGGUCCGCUCAUCCAGUCAGGUCCGCUGAUUCCAGACACACCGGUAGUCAACGGCACUGCUCCACCGGUAGUACACAUUUAUUCAGGAAUGAGAAAUGAUGGCCGGCUCUGCAGCAGAGGAGAAAACCUUCCGACGGUUCCUGGAGCUCUUUCUUCGGGAGAUGAGAAUGCCUCUGCAGGAGAGCGACCCGCUGCCGAUGCGCCCCUUGUCGGACCUGGUGUCUGAGGACGAGGUGGAAGGGGAAUGCCUCGACCUGUGUCUCCAACACCUCUACAAAUAUAACUGUCCGUGCUCCCUGGCUGCAGCCUUGGCUAGAGCCACAGCAGACAGCAUCCUGCAGACUGACCUCUCCAUCCACCACCUCAAUAAGACUGUAGAAGAUGGAGCUGACCCACUACCACAGAUAGAGUCUGUGAAGCUGGCCCGGCUGGUGUUCAAUAGACUGUUUGAGAUGUGCUGCCUCUGGCUGAAGGAGCUGCCCUUCCGCCGCCGCCCACAGCCAUACUACGAAACUUCCAUCCACGCCAUCAAGAACAUGAGGCGCAAGAUGGAGGACAAGCAUGUCAUCAUCCCUGACUUCAACACACUCUUCAAUGUUCAGGAUCAGGAAGAACAGGCUUUCUUUGCCGUAUUUGACGGCCAUGGCGGUGUGGACGCUGCCAUUUAUGCUGCCAAUCACCUCCAUGUCAACCUAGUUCGGCAGGAAUCCUUCAGCCAGGACCCCAGCGAGGCGCUCUGCAGAGCCUUCAAACUCACUGAUGAACGCUUUGUGAAGAAGGCCUCACGAGAGAACCUGCGCUGUGGCACAACAGGUGUGGUGACGUUCCUGCGGGGCCAGACGUUGCACGUGGCCUGGUUGGGGGACUCCCAGGUCAUACUGGUGAGGAGAGGACAGGUCGUGGAGCUAAUGAAACCACAUAAACCAGACAGAGAGGAUGAGAAGCAGAGGAUCGAGGCUCUGGGGGGCUGUGUGAUCUGGUUCGGCACUUGGAGGGUUAAUGGCAGUCUGUCUGUAUCCAGAGCAAUAGGUGACUCCGAGCACAAACCCUACAUCUGUGGUGAUGCAGACCAUAGCAUCUUCCCACUGGAUGGUUCAGAAGACUACCUGAUUCUGGCCUGCGAUGGCUUCUGGGACACAGUGAGUCCGGAUGAGGCGGUGCGGGUGGUCAGUGACCACCUCCAGGAGAACACUGGAGACACCACCAUGGUAGCCCACAAGCUUGUGGCCUCUGCCCGUGAUGCGGGCUCUAGUGAUAAUAUCACUGUCAUAGUGGUCUUCUUGCGGGACCCACGCUCCCCGCCGCCCACCAGCACUGAGGAUGAGGAGGAGGGUGUGGUGGAGGGAGAGGUGGAGGAAGAGGAGGCAGCGGAGGUGGAGGAGGAGGAACAAGAAGAGGAGGAGGAGGAAGAUGAGGCAGUCAGGGCAGAGCGUGGCGGUGGUGAGGGAGGCAGCACUGCGGACAUUGGGGGGAAGAGUCGCGGAGGCUGGCCCCUGCAGCAGUGCUCGGCCCCUGCUGACCUCGGCUACGAAGACCGAACGGACUCGUUCACGGACAGAACUAGUCUCAGCCUGCUGGGGCCAUCGCUGGAGGGCCGCAUCUCUCUGACCCCGGGCUCACGGCAGCCCUGCUCCAACUUUAGCCCCGACCUCUUCACAGCCUCCCACAUCUACCGAGAAGAACGCCCACUGAGGCGCAGGUCCUGUGUCCCGUUUCAGGAGCCCAGCAUCUCUAGCUUCACGGACCCACUCUGGCCCCAGACAGCCAUGCUGUUGGGCCAGGCAGUGAGACGAAGCCGCAGGCUCAGUUAUGGUAGUCGCCUAUGGGGCCGGAGGUGGCCAGGUAGAUCCAGGGAGCUGCUAGGCCUGUUACCAUCUGGCUACUUGCCGCCCUACUUGCAGCGCUACUCCAACCGGAGGCCAGGUGUGGCAGUGCCUCAACUGCCCCACGAUGCCACCAUCUGAAGUGGUGACCCAAACCAAACCAUCUCCUUCAUUUAUUCAGUCCUGCUCCCUGCCCCUCAACCCACCCACCCACUUCUGCCUUCAACAACACGUCUUUCUUUGAUAGUAGGUAGUUGUGGCUCCUGCAGUCGUUAUGUGAUUAUUGAGUCUCUGUCGGAAGAGUGGUGCUCUCUGUCCUAAGCCGAAAUGUUUCCAGACGUAAGCUGGCCCACUGAGCACAAGUCCUGCUCCUUAAUGCUGUAGGUAAAGUGUAAAACUGCAUCCUCUCCAUUGUUACCAUUGAUCAGUCAACAUGAAGCCAGGGCUGGAAGUGCAGGUUGUGUUAUAAGACGUGUUCAGACUGAAUGUGAGAUGAGUCUUGGAGGCUGCGCCAUUGCUUACAACGUUUGUGAGAAGACUGUCUUGAGCUGUUCGAGUUUACUGCCUGAGCGAGGAUGAAAAAGAAGGUUUAGAGGUAAAUAACAGGAAGAACUCGGAGCUCCAGGUCAAUUUUAAAAUCAAUCACCUGGACUCUGAGCUGUCAUGUAACAUGUACUUUGACUGUGUGCUGUUACCUAACUGGAGCUUAAGUCUGCGUUAAACAAAAGCUUCUCAGUGCUUGAUUAGGCAAAGCUUCACUUGCAUUCAGUCUGAACACUAGUUAAAAUCUAAUUACUUUGUCGCGACACAUUCUUGUCAGUGUCUUCAGACAGAAAUAGUGUAUUUUGGAGGAGAAGAAAAGGUUAUUAAGCUUUCAGAAGAAGUAUGAGUAUAUACUACGUGGCCAAAGUUAUGUAGACACCUAACCUUCACACCCAUAUGUGAUAGUGGAACAUGUUACUCCAAGAGCAUUAAUGUGCUGUUAUAACACCCUUCACUCUUUGAAGGAUUUCUUCAGAUUUUGGAACCUAGGUGCAGGGAUCUGCUCCCAUUCACCCAUAGCAGCAUCAGCGAGGUCAAGUUAGGAAAGAGUGAAAGAGGUUCACUGUAUGAUCACUCAGCUUUGUUAUUUCUCUUUCCUUCUAUUUUAUGUCGCCCAGGUACAAACGCAGGGUGAGGUGACACGUAUCAUCUUUUGUCUUAAGACAGCUGUCGAGAAUGUCAAGCGACUGAGCAUUAUAUUAAGCUCUAAUGGCCCAGCUUGCCUCUUUGCCCUCUCAGCAAUCCUUUGGUGGCAGAUGAAUAAAGUUCAUAGAGGAGGCCUGGAACAAUUGUUGCUCCUGGUUUCUGGGACUGAAGGCACAUGCUGUUCUGCCCCCUCCCAUAAAGUCAAUGACCCAGCCAUUAUCCAGCCACAGUUUGUCUACAGAUAAAAGCACUUAACAUCGGAUUAUAAAAGAUUAGUAGUCACAUACCUGAAUAAAUGCUUUGUGUAGUCCAGUAUUCCAGAUGGGGAUAUACCGGUACUCCUGGGAUAAAUGUUUUGGGGUUUUUUUUUUUGUUUUGUUUUGUUUUUUUUUUGGAGAGGGGGCAUAUUUAAAAAUAUAUUUUUGUUAUAGCUGCUGUUGGGCCACAUAGUAAUUGCAAGUAUUUCAAGUGUAUUUACUUUUACACAAAAGCCACUGAAAAGAAUAAUUUUCCAGCAGGCUUGAUAAAUGCACAACAGUUAAAUGUUUGGGCCAGGAUAGUUGAAAGCUGCAGAACACGUGCCUUCCAAAUGUGUUGCUAAAGCCUACUCCCCUUAGACACACAUUCAGUAAUUAUUAAAUGUAUGUGUUAAUAUCACCAUUAAGAACAAGUCUGGCUUGUGCUUUCAAAGGAAUAGUUUGACAUUUUGAGAAAUGCGCACAGACAUGAGAGAGGUGUUAAUCUUCUCAUCAAGAAAGUGAAUAAGCGUAUUUCCCAAAGAUAUCCUUUAAGAUUUAUAGUCCUUCAAAUAACACAAAGAGAAUCUGCCCAUUUUGGAGGCCUUAGUAGCCUGAGGUAAGAGAGUAGAGUUUCCUAUCUGUAAAUCAAGUUGUGGUGUUGAUAGCCACACAGCAACAAAACCACACAGCAAACAUCCCAGUCAUCACCAACUCCAAGAUAGCACCAUGACUCCUGUGGCCCCACAGCACCUUCAUAAUUGGAUCUUUCUUCGAUCUAAUGUAGACUAUGGAGUGCGCCCUCUCUACUGACAGUGUAAGACACUCAGUCUUUAUGCCACCUUUCAUAAGACUGCACUCACCUACAACACCUGACUAAGACAUAAAAACUAGUUCUCCACUGAUAUUCAUUGGUUUUAAUAUGCCAAACACCAAAUAUAGUAGGUAGUCUAUCUUUAGAAUUCCUUUUCAAGGCAGAUUCAUAAUCAUAAUUGACAAACAACUAUGUAAUCAUCAAAUAAUAAUAAUCCUCCUACUGAUUUAUAUGGUGAUGCUAUAAUAAAAAGUUUCAUAUUACAUUCAUAUUAAUCCCUUUCAGAUGAGGCUAAUAGCCCCCAUACCUAGUUAACAUGGUGAGACCGAUCUAUGGAAAGACUUCUGUCACUUUGCAUUAAAUGUGUAACUUUCUUUCAAAUACGCACUAUAUAGAAUUACUGUAUCUAACCAUACUCAAUAACUGUAAACUAACUACCCCACAAAUUUACUAUGAAGACUACUAUGAAAAUAAAAAGUAAACCCUGAGCCACAUUAAGUUCAUAACUCCGUCAGUCACUUUUAAAGUACUGAAAAUCCUCCUGUUUCCAUCAGCACGCAUAAACUCCUUUUGUUCCUUCUCACUGCUACAUUUUUCAUUUGUUGUUGGAGCAACUGAUGCUUGUUAAGCCCCACCUCCCUUAGUAACUGUUGCUACACCCGCCUGGCUUUCAAUCCUCACAUGCCACUGUGUACAGUAACAGUGGCUGAUCUACCACUCCAAAUUCAUGAUAAUUUUUUAAAACUUUGUUCUUUAUUAUGUUUGACCUUUAGAGUUACAUGAGAAAAGGCUGAGGGUGAGGACUAACUGAUGUGUUUGAAACAUAAUGCUAUCUCAGGUAAAGAUUGGGCUGCGGUUGCUGGACUUGCUAACAUUACACCAUGCGUGAUACAGAAUGUGAGGAGCCGAGAAAACAAACACUCAUUUCCAAGUUACAGUUGCUAAGCUGUGAUUGGACAAUCAGUGUCCAUGGGUGGGGUUUACCGAACGUUCAUUUGGACACAUGAAAUAUUCCCUAACAUUAUAACAUCAUCAUUCACCAUUCCUUAGCUGAUGCAGUGAAUUUUCAAAUGUCAGGAUGUUAGCGAUAACCAGGUUCUGUAAAUCGUGCCUCCACUUUCCUGGCCCAGUCACUGGCUAAUGAAACACCCAGCGGGUGUGAUAUCCAAACAGAUGAUUUAUCUGACAGCUGGUUACUGGUUUGUCACCCUUGACACAAAGGGCCAUCACCUCCCUUUUCAGUCUUGCUGGUAGAUGGGGACUCACCUCAGAGUCUCCUGUAACCAACUUGUGGACUGACUAGUGAAGAGCAUCUGACUGUCAGUGGAGCAGAAUGUACCUCAUGUCCCAGAAAGUCCUCAGAGACUUGGUGAAGUGGGUCGACAUGAGGUGGUAUUUUUCUUCUUUUUUUUUUUUUUUAGUUGGGAAGCAGCUCUUCUUUUCGGGGGCAUCUAGCUAUGAGGAAUGUACUGCCAAGACACUCAACUCAACAAACUAAAGCCACUGGAUCCCUUUGUGGAAGGAUCACUGCAGUCAUUGUCUCUAGAUGUGAUGGUUGAUGCCGAUAGAAGAUGGGAGAAGUACCAGAGAACAUUGGAAAUCACAGUCACUUAAACUGUUCACUUGGGUGUGGAUGUGAAUGUAUAUUAUGAGUACUAAUUGUGAGUUGAGCGAGUGCUGUAGGAAUGUACAUAUAAUAAUUCUGUCUUGUAAAUCAGUGGUUUUUGAUCCAUGCUCCACAAGGCCUGACAGAUAGCUCAGAUAUUGACUUUGAUCAGUCAGAUGUUGGAUUGUCAAAAUCUCCUACCACCAGACUGAGGUGGAGGUGAGGAUGUUGCUGAACAGGGGCAUCAGUCUAUAAACUCAGCCUCUGCCUUCAAGAGCUGCUAAAGUAUAUAAAGGUGUUGAACCAGUCUGGCUUUCACUGGAGAGUUGUAGUGUCCUAUCAUGGCCUAGCUGCUGUUUCACCCUGCUUUCUCACGCUGACAUGAAUAAAAAUCUCGGGAAAACAUACAUAAAGAUGUUAAUUAUCGGCUUAAAAUACUGUAUCACCAAUCUGCAGCUUGGAGCUAAAAUUUUUAUCGGUAUCAGCCUUAAAAAAAAAAAAAAACAUUUUGCCAAUCAGAUUAUAUCAAUAGUUUGUAGGUUUUUAUUCUAACUCUGCCGAUGUUAGAUGAUUAGUAAGGAGUUGAUUAGAGACAAGGAACACAUGAGUAAAGUGAGCUGCUGUGGAGUUUGGGCCUCGCUUAGAGCUACCGUCUUUCAAGUCGUUUAGAUCACAGAUUAGUUAUUUUACACGGGUUCACACAGGGCAGUAAACUGCAGAGAAGCAGAAGUGCAACCAUGAGACAAAAAGUUUUCUCAGGAUCUCGUUAUAAUGACAAAGAUUUCUUUUUAACUUGACAUCAGGAGUUCAAUCAAAAUAAAAAUAUCCAUCUGUCUGGGUUAAAGCAAUAACAGUCCAAUUAAAGGAUGGAAGUUUGUGAGGUAAAAGGCAUUCCAGUUAUUCUAUAUUUAGUUUCUGCACAUCUGUGAACUAAGUCAAAGAGGUUCUGAUGAAACUUCUCUCAUUAUAACAAGAUUUUAUUUCUUCUUACAAUGAGGUGCUUUGUCAUGAUAAGAAAAUAAUUGGUCUUUUGUCAUUAUUUCAAGAUCUUGUUUUUUAGUGACCUUUGUUGCAUAUUUUUUGUGACUGGUGGCAGUUCUGUGCUGCCAUGGAAAACUGCUCUGUUUGAACCAAUACCCUGAGGCAUGUUGUACUUGUGGCCACGCCUCAGAGCAGCUGUGCAGUGCAGCAGUAGUUUUCUGUCCCCUGUGAUUCACCGUUGAUUUUAUCAAUGUCUUUAGUGUCAAUACGAAGCUCAGCACUGCACGUUCGGCGCUCUGAGAGGAGAGGUGUACCACAACAAUGCUCAGUGACAAGGAUCCAUGGGUUGCAUUCGCCAAAAACCUUCACCAAAACCCUGUGAAUUAGUUAAACACUGUUACUCGUCGUAUUGAAAAUUGCCAGAAGUUGUCACAGUACGAGCAAUAAAAACCUUCACCAUCAUUCCUUGUGGUAAAUCCUCUACCUAAGCUCGUGAAACCCCUCACUCGCUCACGCUCUGCUGCCUGCUCUAAAGGUUCCUCUGAGUCGGAUGUUUCCCUCCCCUGACGAUGAAAACGAGCAGAGGUUCAGCUCUGCUCUCCCAUAAUCUCUGUCUAACUAUAGGGCCCUCCAUGAAUCUGCACUGUGUGUCUAUGUACACAAAAAAGCUUUUUCUUUUUCUCUGUAAGCAAUAAUGAUGUUGCAUUAAAAGGCUCUCUGAGGGUUUGUCUUCUGCUGAAGGAUGCAACAAAAUGUAGUUCUGUCAGCCAUACUUGAAAGGUCACAGAGCAUAAAUGCAGAGUUCCUGAAGUCAAUUUCCCAUUCAUUUUUCCCACAGAGAAUAGGAUUAUGAGUCAUAAUCUGCUGCCUGUGGUAAGGUUCAUUUAACACACUCCUGCACCUCCUGCAAGAAGUCAUCAGUCAGUCUGAUUUCACUUUCUCCUGCUGAAAUACGAGACAUCACGUCACUAGGUGUGGCCAGCUGGUUCUCGAGCUCAAAUGCUGAACUUAAACGAUUUGCACGGAAAAAUGAAUGUGAAGCUUUCUUCUUUAAAAGGGAACCACGAUAUAGGAGGCAGGACAUUUCAGUUGUAUGGGCAUUCCUCAGCAGUUUGGACAUCUGUGUACAUUUGAAAAGACUGCUUGGAGUUUGAACCUCUCGGACCUAUGUGCUCUGUUCAAAUGUAGGCCAAUGGCCAACAUGGAUGAGGGCGGGGGUGGGGGGGUUGAUCACUGGGGGCUGUGAUUGGUUAGUUCGAGCCAGCAGCCCUCUCGUUCUUGUCCUCUAGGCUUGAAGACAAACCCCAUGAUUGGCUCUUAUUCAACAUGCAGGAUAGGUUUAAAAAAAAAAAAAAACAGUAAAACACACAUUGAGUACCUGUAUUAUCUGUGUUCCUGUAGUAUAUAAAUAUGUGUAUUGUAACUGGUGACUAAUUAUCAUGUAUAUAAA